AUGGCACACUUCGGACUUCUGGGCAACCCACUGCGCCUCUACCCCCCACGUCCAAGAGUGCUCAGUCCGACUCGACCAACUCUACGUCGUCAUCCCUCCUCUGUUGUGGUCCGACUCCAAGCCAUCGUUCUCGUUCGAGACGUUCCGGGUCAUGUCGUCGCCCUCACCGUCACCGUCACCGUCACCCGCGUCACCCGGUGGCCUUCGCCCGCAUCGCUCUCAUCGCCACUCGCUACCUUCGAUGUCUUCGCCGUAGCCUGGCCGACUCGGAAUAAGACGGGGAUGUGGGACGGCAAUACCUGCCUCCUUCCCCCUUUCCGCUGGCGUUGGCGUUUAAAUAUCGAGGACUUGUCGCAAACCCGUCGUCGUCGUCGUCGUCUCGUUCUUGUUGUCGCUGAAGAGGAUCCCGGAAGGUGCAUGCCAUGGGCUGGGCUGCAAUGGGCUGACGAUGAUGAUAAUAGGACACGACGCGCACGGGGGUGGGGGGUCGGGAUCCCCUCGCUCUCGUCUCUCGCUCUCAUCCCAGUCAUCGUCAUCGCCCAAGUCCCGACACCCUAUCGAUAUCGAUACCGCCGACUCGGAACAGCUUCGAGGGUGUUGCAACAUAGAGUGUCACUCAGGGCUGUCCCCGAACGUGGGCGUGAAUUGAAGGCGCCGGUGCGCGCAGCGCUGAGACCCGGGAUGCGUGCGGAGGCGGAGCAGGGGCGGAAAGUCGAAGUCGAAGUCGGCGGGUGCCGGGCGGAGGCGGAUGGAGCGGAGGAGCGGAAGAGCGGAGACGCAAGGCGGAGGGAUGGGGAGAGGGGGGGUGGGAAGUAG
This is a messenger RNA of Cyclocybe aegerita, 816 nucleotides long. The record is from the annotation of a GenBank genome assembly. NCBI's taxonomy places the organism in Eukaryota, Fungi, Basidiomycota, Agaricomycetes, Agaricales, Hemipholiotaceae.